AUGAAGCAAUUUUCUUCCAUAUUCAUUGUCCUUCUGCUAGUGUCGUCGAUUUUAUCGUCCAAGAUCCGCAUCUGCUUGUGCGUGAAGAUGAAAGGUGAUGUCGGAAAUAGUUUUAAUCAUAGGAAGAUCAAUAUCAACUGUGUGCCAGGAGAUUAUUACCAAGGUGGUGAAGAAGGAAACGGUGAUGGAAACUCAUCAUGUGGUUGUGAAGACGGGAGUGAUGGUGGUGAUGGCGACAUCGGCAGCGGCGGAGAGGAUUCGGAUCGAUCGUAUGGUGGAGGUUAUGGUUUUGGCGGGGGAAGAGGUGGUGGCGGUGGUGGAGGAGGAGGCGGGGGUGGCGGAGGUGGUUGUGGUGGUGGAGGAGGAGGACGGAACUAA
This is a messenger RNA of Morus notabilis, 378 nucleotides long. RefSeq names its product glycine-rich cell wall structural protein 1.0. Bases 1 to 378 code for a protein of 125 amino acids. The transcript has a single exon. The record is from RefSeq and is a predicted model, not a curated record. Lineage: Eukaryota; Viridiplantae; Streptophyta; Magnoliopsida; Rosales; Moraceae.